AUGCUGGAGAGUAGGACAACACUUAAGAAAGCAAAGAAGAUUCGGACAAAGGUUACAUUUCACCGUCCCAGGACAUUGAAAAAGGAGAGGACCCCUAAGUAUCCACGUAUCCGUGCAACACCUAGAAAUAAGUUGGACCACUAUCAAAUUCUGAAGUAUCCACUUACCACUACUGAGUCUGCAAUGAAAAAGAUUGAGGACAACAAUACCAUAGUAUUCAUUGUUGAUAUUCGUGCUGACAAGAAGAUAAUUAAAGAUGCAGUCAAGAUGUACGACAUUCAGACCAAGAAAGUGAAUACUUUGUUCAGGCCUGAUGGAACUAAGAAGGCUCAUGUCAGGCUGACUCCUGAUUAUGAUGCCUUGGAUGUUGCAAACAAGAUUGGGAUCAUAUGA
Messenger RNA from Dovyalis caffra, 393 nucleotides. The record is from the annotation of a GenBank genome assembly. Lineage: Eukaryota; Viridiplantae; Streptophyta; Magnoliopsida; Malpighiales; Salicaceae.